This is a messenger RNA of Suillus paluster, 280 nucleotides long. RefSeq lists its product as uncharacterized. Lineage: Eukaryota; Fungi; Basidiomycota; Agaricomycetes; Boletales; Suillaceae. The record is from RefSeq and is a predicted model, not a curated record. The transcript is spliced from 3 exons. The annotation marks the transcript as partial.
CUUCAUCCUGGUUUUUCCAUCCCGACCAUUCCAGAUGGUGGGAACCAUACCCUAGGAUUUACGGGAGCUGCACGUUCCGAAGUAUCCCAUGACGCCUGUUUGGUGGUAUCGAAGGUGCUCGCUGCCGUAGGCAUGCGAGUGCUGACUGAAGAGGCCUUCCUCCAGAAAGUUAAGGACACAUUUGAGGAAGAUAAGAAACUAAGAGUGUAGCCACUGACUUGUCAACCUUUUUGAUUGUAAGAUCAUCAGCUACAAUUUGCGUAUGUUAGAACGGAUGACG